Molecule: messenger RNA, 771 nt
Organism: Poecilia reticulata (guppy)
Lineage: Eukaryota; Metazoa; Chordata; Actinopteri; Cyprinodontiformes; Poeciliidae
Product: gamma-crystallin M2-like
Biological process (GO): lens development in camera-type eye; visual perception
Molecular function (GO): structural constituent of eye lens
Source: RefSeq, a predicted model, not a curated record
CAGCUAAAGCGGGAUCUGAGGUUUAUAUAGCAGGGCUCUGCUCCUGCUUUGUGAGACCACCAUAUUCAGCUGGUGACUGGCUCCAGCACUCUUUUCAGGAUGAGCAGUAAGAUUAUAUUCUACGAGGAUCGGAACUUUCAGGGCCGCUCAUAUGAGUGCGAUGCCGACUGUCCUGAUAUGAACCCCCACUUUACCCGCUGCAACUCCAUCAAGGUGGAGAGUGGCUGCUGGGUGCUCUAUGAGAAGCCCAACUACACCGGCUACCAGUACGUCCUGACCAGAGGAGAGUACCCUGACAAGCAGCGCUGGAUGGGCUACAACGACACCAUCCGCUCCUGCCGUACCUUCUCCUAUACCAGCGAGGGCCCCUACCGCAUCCGUAUCUACGAGCGGCCCAACUUCCAAGGUCAGAUGAUGGAGUUCAGCGAGGACUGCGAGUCGGUGCAGGAGCACUUCCGCAGCCGAGACAUCUACUCCUGCAAAGUCUUGGAUGGCUACUGGACCCUCUACGAACACCCAAGCUUCCGUGGCCGGCAGUACUUCAUGAGUCCUGGCGAGUACCGCAAGUUCAAUGACUGGGGGGCCACCUGCGCCACCACCGGCUCUUUCCGCAGGAUCACAGAGUUUUAAUCCUUUCAGUUAAUGAUAUGAACAACAGAAUGCUCCAAGAGCUGACUUGACGGAGCUGCUGGAUGCUAUUAGAAAAAAAUUAAUAAAAUGAGCUGCUGUAAAGGAUUUUCUUGUCAUUGGUGAAUAAAUCUCUCAAUAUUA